Molecule: messenger RNA, 372 nt
Organism: Vanessa atalanta (red admiral)
Lineage: Eukaryota; Metazoa; Arthropoda; Insecta; Lepidoptera; Nymphalidae
Exons: 3
Coding region: 1-372 (123 amino acids)
Source: RefSeq, a predicted model, not a curated record
AUGAUUUGCAUAAACCUUAUUUUUCUUUUUUUUGCAUUCGUGAUCAUACAUUCUUCGUAUUCUUAUAUUCUGCUGACCGCCAACAUGGAAGACGUACACGCGCUCGCUAAGCAGCUGGCUACGUCGCCAGUAGUCCAUGAAAUCGGCAAAAUGUGGCGUCGAGCUUCUAGUCAGUUUCGAAGGCAAAUCGCUCGUGACGCACGCAGGCAUGGUGACAGUGAUACUGAUGAAGAGUCAAAGGAGACGGAAGAAGACAGAAAUAUGAGAAGAAUAGUUAAGAAUCUGAUAGCUUUGGCCAAGGACACAGGCUACCUCGGUCCUAUGAAACGCGCCUUGGAAAUCAUUAAGCCCAAAAUAGAACUUAAUAAAUAA